This is a messenger RNA of Rhagoletis pomonella (apple maggot), 2301 nucleotides long. Its product is annotated as P protein-like. Gene Ontology annotation, cellular component: membrane. NCBI's taxonomy places the organism in Eukaryota, Metazoa, Arthropoda, Insecta, Diptera, Tephritidae. Bases 1 to 2301 code for a protein of 766 amino acids. Gene Ontology annotation, biological process: transmembrane transport. The transcript has a single exon. The record is from RefSeq and is a predicted model, not a curated record.
AUGACGACAGCGAGGCAAGAUGAAGCGGACGACCACGAUUCCCUGGAGUCCGAUAUAGAAUUUGUCGAAUGGCGCAGCUUAAACAAAAGAAUGCCGAAAUCUGCUGUAAAUGCAGCUGUAAAAGUCUCACAAACCGAGGCGUUAGAUGGAGAACGAGAUCAACGCUUGCACGGCGGUGCCGCCUCCGCUUACGACGACCUGAGCGUAACUUCGUUUUCUUCAGCGGCUGAGGAGGAUGAGACCGAUGCUGAUGUGCAAGUAGCCAAGCAAAGAAAGAAGAGUAAAUAUAUGCGCAUAGUAAAAAUCGCUGUGCUCUUUGUGUUUUGGAUUAUCUUUACUAGUCUACUGUUGAUCAAAGGCGAACACGAACAUACCGUUGAGAAUUUUAUUUGUGUGCCAAAUGGCACGACGAAGAUAUUUCAUGUGCCGGAGGAGUCCACAGCGACAGGAUUCUUCAUCAAGUUAACGGGUCCAUUUGUAAUGAUUUCUAAAGCUGAGCUAAUUGAAAUGGGCGAGCAUAAAAGCACUUUGACCAUUAAGCUGGUGCAAGCGGGGCAUAAUGGAAUGGCGCCGCAUGAUGUCAGCAAAAUGUGGGUCUUGAAUUUAGUUAAUUCGACGGAUUUGCAGCAAAUACAUCUCAUAGAGCGAACAAAACUCUUCACUUUGCAGAAUCUAUCAGCAAAUGGCAGCAAAAAGCUACUAAUUAGCUUACAAACAAAUAUAGUAGAACCACUCUCACUGGGAUUCUAUUACGAGCCGACGCCUAUCAAUUUGGAAAUUGGCAUUGCUAUUGCCUUAAUACUGGUCAUGGGCUUCUAUAUAGUGCUCAUGCUGGAUAUUGUGCAUCGAGCGCUGGCCGUCAUCAUCUUUUGUACGCUCUCGAUAAGCAUGCUCGCGGUGCUCAAUCUACGUCCUUCGUUGCGCACCAUCAUCAGCUGGAUCAACUUUGAGGUGCUGUUGCUACUCUUUGGCUUUACGCUCAUCAUUGCCAUUUUGGCAGAGACCGGCAUCAUCGACUAUCUCACCGUACGCAUAUACGAGAUUUCGAAUGGCCAUAUUUGGCCAAUACUAAAUUGCCUUUGUCUCAUCACAUUUGUUGGCUCUUCGCUGUUUGACAGCAUACUCAUGACGCUGCUCAUUGCGCCGAUUACGAUGCGCAUUUGCGAAUUGAUGGAACUAAAUCCGUUGCCAUUGCUCACCUGCCUGAUCAUCUCGUCGAAUGUCGGUGCUACGCUGACGCCAAAUGGUGAGACACCGAGCGACUAUGUUACACAAUAUGAGGUACUACGCCGCGAGGGCAUUGACUGGCUCGUCUUCAUCGAGCACAUCUUACCAGGUACGCUGAUUGCGGGCGCCAGCGCCUACGUCUAUAUGCGUAUCAUCUAUAACGAUUCGAACAGUAUGCGCUUUAGGGACGGCACCGAAGUAGAGCGUUUACGUCGCGUCAUUAAAGUUUGGUCGCGUACGGCCAAGAGUAUAAGCCCCUAUUCGCAGGACGAGAAAGCCAUGCGUGCAACGGUGUUGUCGAAAGUGCGCCGACUGCGCAGACGCUUGAAGCGAAUUGGCAAAAUGCCAGCACCCUCGUCGGACUACAAGGAGACGGUGAGCGCACUCAAGGCAAAAUUUAAGAUAACCAACUCAGUACUGCUCAUCAAAUGCUGCUUUGUAUUCUUCUUCGUGUUUGUGCUCAUCUCGCUGCAUCUCUUUCCCAAUGUGCACUAUCUUUCCACAGCAUGGACCGCACUGCUCGCCUGCAUAUUGCUGCUCAUACUGGCAGACACCGAGGACUUUGAUGGUAUACUCGGUCGCAUUGAGUGGUCGACGAUGCUUUUUCUCGCCUGCGUGUUCGUCUUCUCUGAGGCUACCUCGCAAUUGGGGCUCUUCAAUGUGAUUGGCAAUGUGAUGGGCAAUCUUAUUAGGCAUAGCAGCUCUAGCGCACGCCUAAGUGUUGCCAUUUUAAUCGUCUUGUGGUUUUCGGCAUUUUGUGCUGCCUUUCUCACCAACUCCUCGGUUAGCCCCAUGAUGUUGCAUGCUGUAAUACUUGCCACUGAGGAUAUAGAACAGGAGCAUUUGCCGGUGCAGCCACUUAUUUGGGCAGUCAUAUUUGGCACUGGUCUGGGCGGCAUUAGCACAAUUAGUGGCACCUAUGCAAAUGUCAUCUGUGCGGGUUUGGCGGAGAAGCAUGGCUACAACUUUCCCUUCUUGUAUUACUGCAAAGUGGGGUUUCCCAUUAUGUUGGUGUGUGUGUUGAGCAUCACCGUCUAUCUGAUGAUUGCUCAUGUCUUGUGCCAUUGGCAUUGA